Kogia breviceps (pygmy sperm whale) is the source of this 5902-nucleotide messenger RNA. The record is from RefSeq and is a predicted model, not a curated record. NCBI's taxonomy places the organism in Eukaryota, Metazoa, Chordata, Mammalia, Artiodactyla, Physeteridae.
CGCUCGCUGGUGGACUCGCGUAUCCCCAGGAUGCGUCCCCCUCUCGGAGAGUUGUGCCUUGUUCCGGAGGCGGUGACAGAUCUGCGUGGCGGGUUUCUGGUUUUCUUGCCACCCCCCUGUCCCCAAAAUCCACUCGGAGAAAACACAUGUUGUAGCCGUAGAUAACUGUGCGUGGGACACUAAGGCAAAAAGGGCAGGAGAGAAAGACAACGCAACCUUUGACAACAGAAAGCUGUUAUCGCCAUCCUAAGUAUUCGUCCGGAAAUCUGUCUGCCCUCUCAGCCCACCUAUUCCUCCUCCUCCGUCUCCCCGUAUAGAUAUUCUAAUCUAUGUAACUGGGAAUAAUAAGAAAAAGAAGUCAGGUGGCUUAGAGAAUGAAUUCUCAAGUCUCCGUGAAGUUUGAGGUCACUUUCAUGAAUUCAAAGGCAAUUUACCAGUGAUUUCCGGGUGCUGGAGCCGAUUUUUUUGUGCAUAUUUACAUUCUAUAUCUUCUGAUGAGGAAAGAAAAAUGCUUCAAGAAGGACUUUGUGACCCCUCAUCACUUUGUAUAAGAGCCCAGGGCAUGAACUGAAACCAAGGAACUGACAAUAUUAUUAAUUCAGCAUUUGGCACUAUUGUGGAUAUUAAUGCAUUCAUAGUUCAUCUUGACAAAACCGGGCCCAAUCACAUAUGAAAAUGAUUUUAGUCAUCUAAUAUUAGUUUCUGAAGAAUGUCUUCCAAGCAAGCCACCUCUCCAUUUGCCUGUGCAGCUGAUGGAGAGGAAGCAAUGACCCAAGAUUUGACCUCAAGGGAAAAGGAAGAGGGCAGUGAACAACAUGUGGCCUCCCAUCUGCCUCUGCACCCCAUAAUGCACAACAAACCUCACUCUGAGGAGCUACCAACACUUGUCAAUACCAUUCAACAGGAUGCUGACUGGGACAGUGUUCUGUCGUCUCAGCAAAGAAUGGAGUCAGAGAAUAAUAAGUUAUGUUCCCUAUAUUCCUUCCGAAAUACCUCUACCUCACCACAUAAGCCUGACGAAGGGAGUCGGGACCGCGAGAUAAUGACCAGUGUUACUUUUGGAACCCCAGAACGCCGCAAAGGGAGCCUUGCCGAUGUGGUGGACACACUGAAACAGAAGAAGCUUGAGGAAAUGACUCGGACUGAACAAGAGGAUUCCUCCUGCAUGGAAAAACUACUUUCAAAAGAUUGGAAGGAAAAAAUGGAAAGAUUAAAUACCAGUGAACUUCUCGGAGAAAUUAAAGGUACACCUGAGAGCCUGGCAGAAAAAGAACGGCAGCUCUCUACCAUGAUUACCCAGCUGAUCAGUUUACGGGAGCAGCUCCUGGCAGCGCAUGAUGAACAGAAAAAACUGGCAGCCUCACAAAUUGAGAAACAACGGCAGCAAAUGGACCUUGCUCGCCAACAGCAAGAACAGAUUGCAAGACAACAGCAGCAACUUCUGCAACAGCAGCACAAAAUUAAUCUCCUGCAGCAACAGAUCCAGCAGGUUCAGGGUCACAUGCCUCCGCUCAUGAUCCCAAUUUUUCCACAUGACCAGCGGACCCUGGCAGCAGCUGCUGCUGCCCAACAGGGAUUCCUCUUCCCCCCUGGAAUAACAUACAAACCAGGUGAUAACUACCCCGUACAGUUCAUUCCAUCAACAAUGGCAGCUGCUGCUGCUUCUGGACUCAGCCCUUUACAGCUCCAGAAAGGUCAUGUCUCCCACCCACAAAUUAACCCAAGGCUAAAGGGCCUAAGUGACCGUUUUGGCAGGAGUUUGGACACCUUUGAACAUGGUGGUGGCCACUCUUACAACCACAAACAGAUUGAGCAGCUCUAUGCCGCUCAGCUGGCCAGCAUGCAGGUGUCACCUGGAGCAAAGAUGCCAUCAACUCCACAGCCACCAAACACAGCAGGGGCAGUCUCACCUACUGGGAUAAAAAAUGAAAAGAGAGGGACCAGCCCUGUAACUCAAGUUAAGGAUGAAGCAGCAGCACAGCCGCUGAAUCUCUCAUCCCGACCCAAGACAGCUGAGCCUGUAAAGUCUCCAACAUCUCCCACCCAAAGCCUCUUUCCAGCCAGCAAAACCAGCCCUGUCAAUCUGCCUAACAAAAGCACCAUCCCCAGCCCCAUUGGAGGAAGCUUGGGAAGAGGAUCCUCUUUAGGUAAAUGGAAAGGUCAACACCAGGAAGAGACUUAUGAAUUAGAUAUCCUGUCCAGUCUCAACUCCCCCGCCCUGUUUGGGGAUCAGGAUACAGUGAUGAAAGCUAUUCAGGAGGCUCGGAAGAUGCGAGAACAGAUCCAGCGGGAGCAACAGCAGCAACAGCCGCAUGGUGUUGAUGGGAAACUGUCUACCAUGAAUAAUAUGGGGCUGAACAACUGCAGGAAUGAAAAGGAAAGAACACGCUUUGAAAAUUUGGGGCCCCAGUUAACAGGAAAGUCAAGUGAAGAUGGAAAGCUGGGCCCAGGUGUCAUCGAUCUUACUCGGCCAGAAGAUGCAGAGGGAAGUAAAGCAAUGAAUGGCUCUGCAGCUAAACUACAGCAGUAUUAUUGUUGGCCAACAGGAGGUGCCACUGUGGCUGAAGCACGAGUCUACAGGGAUGCCCGUGGCCGGGCCAGCAGUGAGCCACACAUCAAGCGACCAAUGAAUGCAUUCAUGGUUUGGGCGAAGGAUGAGAGGAGGAAAAUCCUUCAGGCCUUUCCUGACAUGCAUAACUCCAACAUUAGCAAAAUCUUAGGGUCUCGCUGGAAAUCCAUGUCCAACCAGGAGAAGCAACCUUAUUAUGAGGAGCAGGCCCGGCUAAGCAAGAUCCACUUAGAGAAGUACCCGAACUAUAAAUACAAACCUCGACCGAAACGCACCUGCAUUGUUGAUGGCAAAAAGCUCCGGAUUGGGGAGUAUAAGCAGCUGAUGAGAUCUCGGAGACAGGAGAUGAGGCAGUUCUUUACCGUGGGGCAGCAGCCUCAGAUUCCAAUCACCACAGGAACAGGUGUUGUGUAUCCUGGUGCUAUUACUAUGGCAACUACCACACCGUCACCUCAGAUGACAUCUGACUGCUCUAGCACCUCUGCCAGUCCAGAGCCCAGCCUCCCGGUCAUUCAGAGCACUUAUGGUAUGAAGACAGACGGCGGAAGCCUAGCUGGAAAUGAAAUGAUUAAUGGAGAGGAUGAGAUGGAAAUGUAUGACGACUAUGAAGAUGAUCCCAAAUCAGACUAUAGCAGUGAAAAUGAAGCCGCGGAAGCUGUCAGUGCCAACUGAGGAGUGUUUGUUUGCUGAAUUAAAAUACUCUGACAUUUCACCUCCCCUCCCCCAACAGAAAAGUUCUUAAAGAGCCCGCAUGCAUUUGUGGCUCCACAAUUACAUCAGCAGAAUGGUCUUAAUUGUUUCGUAAAGCGUGAGACAGAUUAAGUUUUCCCAGAUUUUUCAUGAACUUGAGUUUUUUGUCGUUAUUGUUAUUGUUGUUGUUGUUUUUUAAUUUAGGUGAAGACAUAUUAAAUAUGAGACACCAGGACUUGAAAACUUAUCUCAACCCAUAGCUGUCUUACAAGUCUUAUAUUUUGUCUUACUUUUUUUCUUUUGGAUGUUGAUAAAGGUUUAAGUUACUGUUUUAGAUGGGGUUAAACAUUCUCACUCAGGUAUGCUGUGCCAGCCUACAAGUUGUGAAUGUGUUUUUAUUCUGAAUUAUUUUAGAAAACAACUGAGAAUUUCAUAUUGUGAAACAGAACAAGUCCACGGCGUGUGCAGCUGCAUGUAGAGCAUAUUCAAAAGGCCUCAGAAUUCCAUUUUUCCAUGUGUAGAGUUAAACUUUGAAUGUGCCAAACUUUUUCAUAACUUUUGAAUCUUAAUAUUUUGAAAGUCUUAAAGGAGACACUGCAAAGUCUUAGACAAUCUUUGGCAUCUUAAAAUAAAAUAGCAAACCACACAUUUUUGUUUUUUCAGAAAAUGGUGAAGUACUCAGGAAUCUGGAGACAAGAUAUUGUAAGGAAUGAACAAGGUUGCCACAGUGCGUGUACCCAAUUGUGUUUGCCUCUUGACGUGCCAUCAGUGUGUGACGUGGUAUGACGUCCACGCACCAGAGCGAUCACCACACCAGAUACCGACAUGGUGGUCUUCUCUGCCUGAGACCACCUCUCACUACAUCCAUUAUCCCUUUGCCUUUAACCCUGACAUUCAGUCUUAACACAUUUUCUCUUAAAUAAUUUAUUCAUUCCAGAAUGUCAAGGGUCCACUUAACUAUUUAUUUAAAAAAAAUUGUUGGUGGCAUUAAUUUAAUAAUUCUUUUUUCUUACCCUCCUUCCCCAAAGAACUUUUCAGCCCUUUUCACCUCCUUCUCCUGCUAGAGACAAAGGUGUACAUAGUGAUUUUAUGUCCCCAGAACAUCUGGAAGCAUUUCUGAAACAAGAUACUACUAAAUACCUAUAUUGUUGUUUUUGAACAUCAGUGUAUAUAUGGCUAUAGAGCUGUGUAUUUGGAUACAGGUGUAGAGAUUUACACUUCAACAGGUAUGCCCCUGAGGUUCCCCGUGACUUUGAAUCUUUUGCCAGAAUUUUCCCCUAAUUCAAUUAAGCAACAAGUGGUAGGAUCUGCACCAGUGGCAUUUCCCCUCAACGCCAUUCAGCGACAAGGAUCAACAGUGGUGACUGCCAGGCAGGAGAGUCCCGCAGCCAAUCCUAAAGCCCAAAGCUGCGGUCCACGUAGGAGUCCACAGGGAUGCUGUCAUGGGCUGGCACCUUUAUACUGAGCUGCCUUGUCCCAUCUCGCACAUCUAGGGAGUUCUUUGCAAAAUCCCCAGGAUGCAAGAAGCCACAUGACAGCCUCAAAGCCAAGAUAGAGGCAGAUAGUCGUGAUACAUCCAGAGAAUGAAAGAAAACCAUAGGGAAGGAGAAGGAGGAGAAAUACAUUCCCUAAAUGGGAUGUUCCGACUGUUAACUCUGGGGAACAGAUCACUCCUGGGGCAGCAGACGAGUUCCUCUGGCUCAUUCCCUCCAUCCGUGACUGCAUGGGGGUCAUGCCUAUGUGUGAACAGGAUUAACUGCCCUUGUCACACAAGGAUUUUUCUGGAGAUGUGCUGAUGGGCUGGGAAGCAGUGAGGCUUCAUUCCCCAUCUCCUAACUGCAGGGAGCUCAGCCAUGCCAUUUUGACCUUCCUGAAACCAGGACUGAUUGCCUGUGGGGGAGCCUCACCCAGAGUAGUUUGAUGGGAGAAUGUCAGCAAAUGGGACAGUCCACCUCAUGGGACAACGAGAAUCUGAUCACCAGGACAUAGGAACGGCCCCAUCAGAUUUCUUGAGCCAUUUUGUCACUUGGAAGAAAAUUGUGUACCUUCAUAUUUAUUUAAGAGUGCUCAAGGCCAUACCUAAUAGCAAUAAAUAGGUCUAGCCAAGACAUUACUGUCUAUGUCAUUAGCUAGGAGUGCUCUCUGUAAACUGAUUAAGGUACUGAUAGGAAUGUUUGGUUCUUAAUAUUGAUUGGGGAUUGGAACUUUGUUUUUGUACAUUUAUUUCAAACGAGGAGGAGGUCGUUUUCCUAAAAAAAAAAAAAAAAAAAAAAAAAAGAGUAUUUAUUAUUGUCUUACUGGUUUCUUUUGAUUAUAUACCUCUCCUCCUCAGUUCAUUCUCACGUUUUUUUCUCUUUCUCUUUGACUCUUGCUUUUGCCCUCUCCCGCUCCUUUUUAAUUUUGUUGCAUAAGUAGAGUGCUGUAUGGCUAGCAUUGUAUUGUAUGUAAUUAAUUUUGCACAAAGGCAGACAUUUAGAAUAGUAGGUUAAUUUUGUUUGUUUUUAUGACCAUGCCAAAAUAAUAUUCUGGGCUGGUGGAGAACAAAGGACUGUUCUUUAGGACUGAAACUUGAUUUUGCUUGUAGUUAAAAAAAAAAAAAAAAAGAAACAAAAAAAGAAAUCAACAGAAAAAACAAAAAACACA